AUGAAGAGAUUUUGUCGAGCUGUCGUAGAGGUUUUUGGCGAUCAGUAUUUGAGAUCACCAACAGCUAACGAUGUUGCAAGGCUUCUGUACGUCGGUGAAAUACGUGGUUUUCCAGGAAUGCUAGGCAGUUUAGAUUACAUGCAUUGGAGAUGGAAAAAUUGUCCAACAGCAUGGGCUGGACAAUAUGCAGGUCGUAGUGGAUCCCCAACAAUUAUUCUUGAAGAUGUAGCUGAUUACGACCUUUGGAUAUGGCAUGCAUAUUUUGCCCGUUAUGUUAUUCAAGGAAAAGAAUAUGACAUCGGUUAUUAUUUAGCUGGCGGUAUAUAUCCAAAAUGGUCUACUAUUGUGCAAACUAUUCGGGAGCCACGUUCAGCAAAGAAGAAAUAUUUUGCAAUGAAACAAGAAUCAUGUCGAAAAGAUGUUGAAUGUGCAUUCGGAGUUUUGCAAUCUCGUUUUGCAAUUGUUGCAGCUCCGUUACGUUUUUGGAGAAAAGAGGUGUUACACGAUAUAAUGACCACAUGUAUUAUACUGCACAACAUGAUAAUUGAGGACGAGCAUGAUCUUAAUGCACCAAUUCAAGAUGCACGUGAAUGUCCAGCUCCUACGGUAGAAAUGACAGUAGAUGAAGAUCACCGAUUUGAACAAUUUUUAGCUCGACACAAAAAAAUUAAGGAUAAAGAUGCGUAUUUCGCACUUCGUAAUGCAUUAAUCGAGCAUUUAUGGGAGAAUAGAGGAGAACGUUAA
Molecule: messenger RNA, 744 nt
Organism: Nicotiana attenuata
Lineage: Eukaryota; Viridiplantae; Streptophyta; Magnoliopsida; Solanales; Solanaceae
Exons: 2
Coding region: 1-744 (247 amino acids)
Source: RefSeq, a predicted model, not a curated record